This is a messenger RNA of Alosa sapidissima (American shad), 3164 nucleotides long. Its product is annotated as choline transporter-like protein 2. Gene Ontology annotation, cellular component: membrane. Gene Ontology annotation, molecular function: choline transmembrane transporter activity. The record is from RefSeq and is a predicted model, not a curated record. Gene Ontology annotation, biological process: transmembrane transport; choline transport. The transcript has 22 exons. NCBI's taxonomy places the organism in Eukaryota, Metazoa, Chordata, Actinopteri, Clupeiformes, Clupeidae. The coding region runs from base 176 to 2290 and encodes 704 amino acids.
CUCACACGCUACUCCUCCCACAUACAUACACUCUGCUAUACAGAGAGGAAGAGGAAGUGAGAGGCAGUUGGUUUAGUUGGUGUGGGUUAAGUUGAACUCUCAGGUGGGGAGAAAGACAAGAGUUGUAAAGGAGAGACGAGAGGACCGGAAACCAACCGCAGAGAGGACAGUGAAGAUGGCUGAGGAGGAGUCCCACUAUGGCAAGCACGGUGAACCCAGGAAGUAUGACCCCACCUUCAAAGGACCAAUCCACAACAGGGGCUGCACAGACAUUGUUUGCUGCAUCCUCUUUAUUGUGGCCAUCCUGGGCUACUUUGCCGUUGGCAUUCUGGCCUGGUCCCAGGGCGAUCCCCGCAAGGUGAUCUACCCCACUGACAGCAGAGGCCAGUUCUGUGGACAGGCUGGCACGCCACUGGCGAAGAAGACCAAGCUGUUCUACUUUAACAUCAUGAAGUGUGCCAACCCCAUGGUGUUGUUGGAGUUCCAGUGCCCUACCACUCAGCUGUGUGUAGAGAAAUGUCCAAAGCAAUUCAUGACCUUGUUGAAAGCACAUGCUGUAAGCAAAGACUGGGAUUACUACAAAGAUUUCUGUAAGGAAGGUGCAACUAAAGCAAAGACUGCACAGGAGAUUCUAAAGGAGGGCCUGUGUCCUGCCAUGCUUCUGCCAAGCAAAUCCUUCACCCGCAGGUGCUUCCCUGCCCUCAGCAGGAAGGGCCAGGACGUGCUCGUGGGCAACCAGUCGCAGUUUGAUGAUGGGAGUGGCCUAAGACCCGCCAAAGACCUGCUCGAUGGAGUGAAAAAUGCCUCUGUGGUUAUUGAAGCACGACAAGUGGCCAUGAAGAUCUUUGAAGACUACACACAGUCAUGGUACUGGAUCCUAAUAGCACUAGUGCUGGCCAUGGUCAUCAGUCUCAUCUUCAUUGUCCUGCUGCGCUUCCUAGCUGGCAUCAUGGUGUGGGUCAUGAUCGUCUUGGUCAUCUUGGUGAUCGGAUAUGGUAUCUUCCACUGCUACAUGGAGUAUGCCCACCUGAAGGAUGAGCCGGGGGCGGACAUCACGCUCCAAGAGCUGGGCCUCCAGAUGGACGUCUCCAUCUACCUGCAGAUCAGACAGACAUGGCUGGCUUUCAUGAUCAUCUUGGCCAUCCUGGAGGUCAUCAUCAUCCUCCUCCUCAUCUUCCUCCGAAAGAGGAUCCUUAUUGCCAUCGCUCUCAUCAAGGAGGCCAGCAGGGCCAUCGGUCACAUGAUGUCCUCUCUGUUCUACCCCCUGGUGACCUUUCUGCUGCUGGCCAUAGUCAUCGCCUACUGGGCAGUCACAGCCGUGUUCCUGUCCACUUCCAAUGAACCCAUUUAUAAAGUCUUCAAUGAGACCGAGUGUGAGUUCGGGAGACAGACAUGUAACCCUGAGAACUUCAGCACAUCUGAUAUGAAGACCAAGUGCCCCGACUCUGAGUGCCUGUUUGCCUUCUACGGCGGGGAGACUGUUUACCACAAGUACCUCAUUGGCCUGCAGUUCUACAACGUCUUCCUGUUUUUCUGGUGUGCUAACUUUGUGACUGCGCUGGGGCAGAUGACUCUGGCAGGGGCGUUUGCCUCCUACUACUGGGCCUUCGUCAAGCCGGACGACAUGCCCACCUGUCCCAUCUUCUCCUCCCUCGGCAGGGCACUCAGAUAUCACACAGGCUCCCUGGCCUUUGGCUCUCUGAUCCUCUCCAUAAUCCAGGUGAUCAGAGUGCUGCUGGAGUAUCUGGAUCACAAGCUCAAAGGAGCCCAAAACAAAUGUACAAAGUUCCUGUUGUGCUGUCUCAAGUGCUGCUUCUGGUGCCUGGAGAAAUUCAUCAAAUUCAUCAACAGGAAUGCAUAUAUCAUGGUAGCCAUAUAUGGCAAAAACUUUUGCACUUCGGCCAGAGAUGCCUUCUUCCUUCUAAUGAGAAAUAUCAUAAGGGUUACUGUCUUGGACAAAGUGACUGACUUCCUGUUGUUUUUGGGAAAGCUUCUCAUUGUAGGACUAGUAGGGGUCUUUGCCUUCUUUUUCUUCUCUGGAAGAGUGAAGGCUUUCGAGGACACAGCACCCACUCUCAACUACUACUGGGUUCCCAUCCUGACGGUUGUUGUUGGCUCUUACCUCAUAGCCCAUGGCUUCUUCAGCGUCUAUGCCAUGUGUGUGGACACACUUUUCCUCUGCUUCUUGGAGGAUCUGGAGAGGAACGACGGCAGUGCAGAGAGACCCUACCUGAUGCCUGACAAUCUGCUCAAAGUUCUGAAGAAAAAGAACAAGACGGAGAGCGAGUAGUAGUGCUCCCCCAAGUGGCGUGAAGGUGUCGCUGAAGUGAAGUGGAGGAUGACUGGAGCAGGUCUGCUGAACAUCUCCGUUAAGCUAGUCUUUCCAUAACUGCCAUAUAAACUGUAUAUAAAGAAGUAUAAGGACAAUUUUUGACCUCAACACUCAAAACUGAUCAGGACCAGAAGAUAUAUGGAGUUUUAAUCAGAAGAAAGAACAUAUAUCACACUUCUAUGCAACUCGAAGAAGACUGGACACUGUUCUCUAUGUGUAUCCGUGUAUCACAUUUACACAGUUUUAGAUAACAUGAAUGAUAUGUGACUGGGGUAUGACAUCACACCAAAGGCAUUUUUAUUUUUGUAUUUUUUAUUUUUUAAAAUAAUUUGUGACUUUUGUGUCUGGCAAAAAAACUGAAGUCCGUUACAUAACAAAGCUUUAAAGUCAGCUGUAAGCACUACUAGCAUUCUAUUAGCAUGAAUAUUGCUCAGUUUGAAAUACAGUAUCCGCUUUGGAAUUCCAGUCCAUAUUUAUAGAAAAAACUGUUAUGCUUUGUGAUUUGUUGUCUUGUUAUUACAUUAUGUGAAGCCAAUCUCAAAUGUGCCUUAUCCCAUCUCAAUAGCUAAAGAACACAAGUUUUUUUGUCUUUCCAAAUAUGUGUGCAAUGUUUUUAGAUUUUCUUUACUUUUACAAUCUGCCAAAAGACACACAAUUUUAAGUGAGUUAACCCUUUAUUUGGAGUUGGUGCUUAAAAGGUUAAUAUGGAAAGUAUGGAGUAUGCCCUCAAAUACUUUCAUGUGUUUUAGUUUUGUUUCUGCUUGGAGCGUUGAUAUGUAUUUAUAUGUUCAGUUUGGAAGAGAAAUAAAGAUGGAAAACAUUUGUACUGACA